UCUAUCAAGACCUGUUAUUUAGCUUGAAUUUUAGACGUCAAAGAAAGAAAAUUGAUCUUUCAGAAUAGAAAAGAUAGAGCAAUGGAUUGAGAAGUUUGUAAACUUUUCGAUUAUCCUCUUCUCUGUCUGCGAAAAUUUUUUCUUUAUUUUCAUUUUAUUCUAUUUACAGAAUUAACUUAUCACGAAAUUUAUUCUGUAUAUUAUUAUCGCCGACUGUAAUGUUCUAAUGCCUUUUUUCUUUUUCUUCUUCUUUUUUUUGUAUUUGUGUGCUUUGACAAGCGAGUUGUAGGUUCUUAGAUUAAUGCUUUUCAAUCGUUCUGGAGGCAGGAGACAAAAACAUGUCCACCUGUUUUGUCAGCCCGAGGAAUACAUUCCAAAAUCACGUGAUUAAAUAGGCAUGCGUGAUACCAAGAACAGAUGAGUGAGUAGAGAUGCUUGAAUUUGACAGCUGACUAAAAGCAAUAUAGAAACUAGAGAGAGAAAAGUUGCAAGGAAAGAGUACGGGAUCGAAUUUCGGUCUCAACUACCAGUUAUUCUGGAAAGUAUUCGCUUAGGCACCACAUUACCGCUAUCGGGAUACCAAGUGUGUGUGUGUGUGUGUGCCAUUUGACUGUCUAACAAUAUAGCAGAUCGUGUGUGCGUGUGUGUGUGGGAUGAGGCAGAGAGGAGGGAUGCAGCUCACAAUCUGCUUCACUAUUUAUACUUUUGCUUUAUUAGAAUCAGUUUUUUGUGGAAAAACUUUUACAAUACAGGAGCUCUUAACUACCAAAUUUUCGCGUAAAGUUUCUGAUGACUUAUAUUUGGAUCCAUGUAAAUCAGAGAAAUUUUAUGGAGAUAUCGCAUUGACACGAAGCGAUUACUUAGCAUUACCAUUACGAAAAAAUCAUAUUACAUCAUCCUCUUUAUCAUCAUCAUCAUCGUCAUCAUCAUCCGAUGUACAAGAAGCUAAGAUGAUAGCGAAAAACCUUAAGAGAAAAACAAAACGUGGAAGAAAAAGGAAAUUACGACGAAGGCAUAAACAUUUACACGGUAAAAGAAGAAAACCCCGUGCAGCAACAGCUAAAGUUGAAAGAUUGUGGGAUAAUGCUAUUAUACCUUACGAAAUCGAUGCGAAUUUCAGUGGUGAACAUCGUGCAUUGUUUAGACAAGCAAUGAGACAUUGGGAGAAUUACACGUGUGUAAAGUUUAUAGAAAGAACAUCUGAACACACAAAUUUCAUCGUAUUUACAGAAAGGCCUUGCGGAUGUUGUUCUUACGUUGGAAAAAGAGGCGAUGGUGCUCAAGCUAUAUCAAUAGGAAAAAAUUGCGACAAAUUUGGUAUUGUGGUACAUGAACUUGGUCACGUUGUCGGUUUCUGGCACGAACACACGAGACCAGACAGAGACGAUCACGUCAAAAUCGUCACAGAAAACAUUAUGAAAGGACAGACAUAUAACUUCGACAAACUAACAGGGGAUGAUGUGAAUUCGCUAGAUUUACCAUACGAUUACGAUAGUAUCAUGCAUUACGCACGUAACACAUUCUCGAAAAGUACUUAUUUAGAUACAAUCCUACCACAAGGGGAUCCUACAAUAAGCAAAUUACCAGAAAUUGGGCAAAGAGUUCGACUUAGCAAAGGUGACAUCGCACAAACCAAUAAACUUUACAACUGUCCAGUUUGCGGCCGAACGAUACAAGAACCCAGUGGUACUAUUUCUUCAUCCGAUUAUCCAUUUCACCAAUUCUCUGAAGAACAGCUGUGCGAAUGGAGGAUUUCUGGUACUCAUGGUGAAAGAAUUGCUGUAGAUAUCACAGAAUUAGAUAUACAUGAUUCUGAUGACUGCGAAACGGAUUAUUUAGAAAUUAAAGAUGGCUACAUGCAGAAAUCGCAAAUUUUAGGUCGUUUCUGUGGAAGCGGUAAAGUGCCAGAAAAAAUUAUCACUUCCGGACAUAGAAUGAUUAUCACCUACAAAGUAACUACAAAUCAAUUGAAUCAUAAAGGAUUCAAAGCGAAAUUUGAAGCGUUAUGCGGUGGUGAAGUGGUUCGUGAAGAAGGUGUUUUGCAAAGUCCGAAUUACCCUGAAGAUUAUCAUCCUGGUAAAGAAUGUAUUUGGAAGAUUACUGUCCCUCCUAAUUAUCAAGUUUCUCUUCGUUUUCAAUCGUUUCAGAUCGAGAAUCACGACAAUUGUGUUUAUGAUUAUUUAGAAAUUAGAGAUGGACACGAUUCGAGUAGUUCCUUAUUAGGGAAAUUUUGUGGACAUAAAACACCGGAUGAAAUUCGUUCUACUUCUAACAAAUUGUAUGUGAAAUUUGUAUCCGACACUUCGGUGCAAAAACCGGGAUUUUCUGCUGUUUUUGUUAAAGAGUAUGACGAAUGCAAAGGAACUGAUCACGGAUGCGAACAACAGUGCGUUAACACAGUGGGAGGUUACAGGUGUAACUGCGACAUAGGUUUCGAGUUACACUCCGACGGAAAGACUUGCGAAGAUGCGUGUGGAGGGGUCAUCGCUGCCGUUAAUGGUACUAUAAUCAGCCCUUCCUUCCCAGAACUGUACCCACCGAAUAAGAAUUGUGUCUGGGAGAUAAUAGCACCGCCUCAAUACAGAAUAACCAUGAAUUUCACCCAUUUUGAUCUGGAAGGAAAUAAUCACGACUGCGAAUACGAUAGCGUGGACGUAAGAAGCAAACUUGGUGACAUUGAAGUGAGGAAACACGGGGUGUUCUGCGGUGCCCAUCUACCACCUGUCAUUACUUCGGACGGUAAUAGCUUGAGAGUCGAAUUUAACUCUGAUAAUUCGGUUCAAAAAAGUGGUUUCGCUGCCGUAUUUUUUACAGAUAAGGACGAAUGUGCUAACGAUAAUGGUGGCUGCCAACACAUUUGUAAAAAUACCAUCGGUAGUUAUUACUGCGCGUGUCAUAACGGAUACGUUUUGCACGAAAAUAAACAUCAGUGUAAAGAAGGGAGCUGCAUCCAUCAUAUAUCUUCUCCCGUGGGAGAUAUAGUUAGCCCAAAUUUUCCAGAUUUCUAUCCGAGUAAGAAAGAUUGUGCUUGGCUUUUUACAACGACACCCGGACAUAGAAUUAAAUUAGUAUUUAAUGAAUUCGAACUGGAGCCACACCAAGAAUGUGCUUAUGAUCACAUAGCUGUAUACGAUGGUGAUACAAGUGAUAAUCACAUUUUAGGAAGAUUUUGCGGCAGUAAAGUACCACAUCCUUUAAUUGCUUCUGGAAACAGAAUGUACUUAGUAUUUAAAUCAGAUUCAUCUGUUCAAAGGAAGGGAUUCAAAGCUAGACAUUCUACAGCAUGUGGCGGACGAUUAAUACCACAUUCCACACUAGAACAUUUGUAUUCGCAUGCCAAAUAUGGUGAUCAAAAUUAUGAAAAUAAAGAGGAUUGCGAUUGGAUAAUCAGUGCAAAAGACAAUCAACGCAUCCAGUUAAGAUUUUUAACAUUUGAACUAGAACACGAACAGGACUGCAGUUACGAUUACGUUGAUAUCUUCAAUGGUUACGACGAUUCUAGUCCUCAUCUCGGUCGCUUCUGCGGUAACAAGGUUCCUCCUGAAAUCCUUUCCUCUUCGGAUUCGCUUUUAGUACGGUUCAGAUCCGACGAUACCAUUAACAAUAAGGGAUUUUCAGCAGCAUAUAUCGCUAUAGACGGAGAUGAAGUUUAUCCAAAAUUAGAGAAACAUUGACAAGAAUUACGUAAUAAUCUCUUUUUAUAGAUUUCGUCUUCCUUUAUUCAAGAAAUCGCACAAAAACAAAAAUUUGAGCAAUAAGAUCUUUCAUACUUUGAAAAUAAAGCGGUUGAAUUAUUAUAAAAAACGCAUGUAUGUAUACAAAAAAUACUGUAUACUAUAUUUGCAUACGCAUACUGUAUAUGUAUGUAUUAUAUAUACGGCAUAUAUAGUUAAAGUAUCCAAUAGAAUGUUUGUGUUGUGAUGUAUAUAGUAAGAUAUUAAUGGUGUUUUUGUCAAUAUCAAUGUAGUUAUUUAAAAAUUAUUGAUACGGUUAUUAUCAAAAAUUAUUUAAAAACUAUAUAUAGAAUUUAUUUUGGGAAGU
Molecule: messenger RNA, 4041 nt
Organism: Centruroides sculpturatus (bark scorpion)
Lineage: Eukaryota; Metazoa; Arthropoda; Arachnida; Scorpiones; Buthidae
Product: tolloid-like protein 1
Exons: 19
Coding region: 654-3674 (1006 amino acids)
Biological process (GO): proteolysis
Molecular function (GO): metalloendopeptidase activity; zinc ion binding; calcium ion binding
Source: RefSeq, a predicted model, not a curated record